UUUUUUUUUUCAUUUCGGUUUCUAGCGCACACGAAGGCUGCGACUCGGCUUCACACACAUACACGGCCAUUUAUCACAUUUGAAAGCCGCCAUUACAAAACACGAAACGGGAGCAGAGCGUAGACGACGAUAUUAUUAUCCACCCAACGGCGACGACAUCGAUACCAACACCAGCAAACGUCGUAAAACAGGCGCGUGUGUUCGUCGUCGUGGCAGCCCCUCGAAACCCACAAACAGACAACACACACAUACACACACGCUCGUUUCUACUCUACACACACGCAUACUAAGGCGCAGCCUCAUCGGCUCCAACCAACUCUUUCGCCCAGCCGCCGCUCCUCUCCUAACCGACAACCCAAUUCUGCCGCCCUGUCCGCUCACAGUUCGGUUUUUCGUGAUCGUGCUCUCGUUCGUGCCCGACGUCGCGACGCUGGCAGCGGCAGCGACAGCAACAGCAACAAACAUUAACAUUCAGGGACAACGACAACACGGCAACGGCGUCUGCGUCGACAUCCCUACGUUUCAGUUCUGAUUGGAGAUUCGUGCGCCGCCGUUGCUUGCACGCGGCAAUUGCUCAGCUCAGCUGUGAAUUGUGUAUUGAGUUAUUUUCAAUUCCGUUUUCAACCUAUUCACAACUGUUGCAACUCUCGCCUGACUCUGCCUUUUUGGAAUAACAAAAGAAUAACGACGAAUUAUACGAUCAAGAAUAACGGCGAAUAGCAGAAAUCCGAAAUCUGAAACAGUGCCUCAAGUGUGUGUGCUUACAGUUAUUCAGCAAAGCAAAACAAAAAUUAUCGAAAAAAAAAACGCAAAAACAAAAACAAAAUAAACUUUCCAACGCAACAACAAAUUAAAGACAACCAGCAGCGGAUUAAUACAGCUGUCAAGAAACGCUUUCUUUGAUAACCACGUCAAAAUGUUAAGGAACUAUUAAAACUAAAAAGGACGUCAAGGAUAUUUUUUAAUAUAAACAUUGCAUGCAACACAUAUGCGAACGGCAUAGGCCCAUCUACGAGCAUAUUUCCAACGCCCAAUUGACGUAACUGUAAAAUUAAAAUCCACACAAAACGGCUUCCAAAUGAAGAUGGCAUCUCAACGAUUUUGUUUGCGCUGGAAUAAUCAUCAGAGCAAUCUGUUAUCCGUCUUCGAUCAGCUGCUGCACGCUGAGACCUUCACAGAUGUGACGCUGGCCGUCGAGGGUCAAUACCUGAAGGCACACAAGAUGGUGCUAUCCGCCUGCAGUCCAUAUUUCAAUGCACUGUUUGUGAAUCAUCCGGAAAAGCAUCCGAUUGUCAUAUUGAAAGAUGUGCCCUAUUCGGAUAUGAAAUCCCUGCUGGACUUUAUGUAUCGGGGCGAGGUGUCUGUCGAUCAGGAACGCCUAACCGCCUUUUUGCGUGUCGCCGAAAGUCUGCGCAUCAAGGGCCUCACCGAGGUCAACGAUGACAAACCCACCUCAGCGGAAACCGCCCCGGCGCCGCCCCAAUUGCAGCGCAUACAGCCGUACCUGGUGCCGCAGCAGCGCAAGCAACAGUCCAAUGUGUUGGCCGCCAAUGCUGCAGCGGCCGCCUUGCAGGCAGCCACGCAACAGCAGCAGCAGCAGCAACAACAGCAGCAGCAACAACAACAGCAGCUACAGCAAACAUCGCUGCUGAGCACAGCGCUGAUGCCCAAACGCAAACGGGGCAGACCUCGCAAGCUCUCGGGCAGCUCCAAUGGCACAGGCAACGACUACGACGAAUACGAACGUGAGGGCGGUAUGAAUGAUUCCGAUAUGGGCAAUGGAAAAUUGUGUAAUGACUCCUACUCCGGCAAUGAUGAUGGCUCCGAUGACAACCAACAAGAAUCUGCUCACCACGAUGAACUGAAUGAAAGCCGCGACUCGUUGCCCACAAAGAGAUCAAAGAGCGGGAAAGAUCAGCGCAUGGCACAGCAAGACGACAACAGCACUUCCGCCACGCCUGAGCUCUCGCAGCGUUUGUUUGGUUCGACAUCCACCCAAAUCGGGACGACGACAGAGACGUCGCCAUCUGCACGGGAAUCCUGCGACAUGGGCGGCUCGGCACCCUUGCACCUGCCUACCAUAUUGGGCUUGAAGAUACGUCCUAUUAAUACCAGCAAUCAGUCACAUUCGCAGUCGCAGUCACAGUCUCAGUCACAAUCCCAGUCACAGUUACAGUUACAGUCAAAAGCGCUGCACAACAACAGCAACAGUAACAACAACAAUAGCAAUAGCAAUAGCAACUCACUGCUCAAGCAGCAGCUGCGUGGUGGCCCCAAGGAUCCGGAUACGUUGGUGUCGCUGGCGCUGCCAGCAGCCUCCAUCGAAGAGCCCAACGAGCAGGAGAACAGUUGCAGCGCGUUGCAGUCGCUGGCAAAUGCUGCAGAGCGUCAAGCGCAGCAGGCGUCCAGCAGCAACAGCGGCAACAACAACAACAACAGCAAUAGCAGUAACAACAAUAACAAUUCCAGUCUACAUCAGCAGCUGCUGCUGCACAUGGCUGCCACGGGCAAUCCGCUGCUCAAGUCGGACUUUUAUCAGGGGCAGCAAUCACAGGCGCAACAGCAACCUCUACAGCCGCCCACAACGCCGCCCCCGGCCGAGCCUAGUUAUGCGGAUGAAGAUCUCGAAUUGCUUUGUGUGGCGGAUAAGAGCGAUGAAACGGAUCAUGAGCUGUUAACGCUAGCCGACGAGAAUGCCGGCCUGCCCGGCUAUACGCCCGCACAUGAAUCCUUUGAGGAGCCGCUGCCCACCAUUGAGCGCAGUCCGCCACGAUCGCGCGCCUCCGGCACGGCCAAGCGGCCCAUCCAACGACGACGUGUGCGACGCAAGGCCCAAUCGACGAUCGACGAUCAGGCCGAGCAUCUGACGGAAAUGUCGGUGCGGGGCUUGGAUCUGUUUCGGUAUGCGAGCGUGGUUGAGGGCGUCUAUCGCUGCACCGAAUGUGCCAAGGAGAACAUGCAAAAGACCUUCAAGAACAAAUACAGUUUUCAGCGUCACGCGUUUCUCUAUCACGAAGGCAAGCACCGCAAGGUGUUCCCCUGCCCGGUGUGCUGCAAGGAGUUCUCCCGGCCGGACAAGAUGAAGAACCAUCUGAAGAUGACGCACGAGAAUUUCACGCCGCCCAAGGACAUCGGCGGGUUCAGUCCGCUCAAGUAUCUGAUCUCUGCGGCAACAGCGGGCGACAUGCACUCAACAAUCUACCAGCAACAGCAGCAACAACUCGAGCAGCAGCAACAACUCGAGCAGCAACAACAGCUCGAGCAACAGCAACAACUCGAGCAGCAGCAACAACAGUUGGAGCAGCAACAACAACAACAAUUGGAACAGGAGCAGCUGCUGUUGCUGCCUGAUGUCAAGCAGGAGCAACCGGAAACGGAACAACAGCUAACCGCCUAUUCAGCACCUGCCACGCCCACAACAGCAGCGGCCGCAAUGCUCAGUUUGCAGCAUGACGUCAUCAUCAAAAAUGAAAUACAAAUCUCGCCAUCGCCAUCGCCCUCACCGCCAGCCAUGUACGGAGUGGGGGGCGAGGGUAAAAGCCUGACGCCAGUGCCAACAGGUGUCAACUGAGAGAGGUAGGAAGAGGGAAAGUAAAAUAAUGAGAGAAAGAGAAACCGGGCGAAUGACAAUGAGAGGAAGACGAUGAGCCAGUAGAGAGGAAGAUAGAAAGACAGAGAAAGAGAAAGAGGACCGACGAGAGAGUAACAGAAAUGAGCAAGGAGAUAUAGAUGUAGAAGAGGGAGUAGCAGAUAAAGAGACAGAAGUAAGAGACUAGAAGAGAUGAGAUAAAGUGAGAGUGAGAGAAAAUAGAGCGUGCCUUAAACAAAACACACAACUGUAAAAUACUAAAAUACUUAAAGCUAAGCAAUUGUCAGAAGCAGGGGCGUAGGCAGAAAGGGGAAUCAAAGGAAUAUUUAAAAAUCAAUUAAUCAUUUAACAAUAUCAUAUACGAUAUGCAAUAUGACAUGUAUGCAUUUACUUAGGCGAGCUUUCCUAGAACAAUAUUCAGCAUACGCCCCUGGUCAGAACUCAAAACGAACUCAAACGCAUAAAAUCUAUAAUUAGAUAUAUACUAUACAAUUAUACAUAUAGAUGCAGUUAUAGUUAAUAAUUAAUACCAAUCCUUAAGGACCUUUAGUGCACAUCAGAUAGCUAAAUUUCUUUAGUUAAGCAAUAAAUAUUUACAAAAAUAGCAAUAAGCUCAACAAGGUUCCGUCCAUAAAAAAGCCUUACGAUUUAGUUAUUAAAGAUAUUAUGUACUUAAUAAUUAUUUAGUAUUAAGUCCAAAUGCAACUGAUUAACUAGUAGAAAAUUUCUUAAUAUCCACUGCCUCCUAAACAUCUAUAACUUUGAUUUAGCUCUGAUUUAAAUUAUUACAAUUGGCUUAUCUGUAUCUUAAGGCAAGUGGCAAGGCUCGACUGAAUUUACUUUGAACUCUGUUUAAACUUAUUCAUUGUGAAGAAGCUACGAGUUGAUUGCCUUAUGGUGAACGAGUGAAUUUAGUUGUUAUAGUGAAGCAAUCAUUAAUCCACUCACUAUAUAAGAUUACCGAAAGCUUUUAUUCAAGUGAACUUACCACGCCUUAAGCAGGCAGCCGAGAGUGUGCUUAAGGAGCCAACAACUAAAUUUACUCGCUUCUUUCCACUCGUUACGUUAUUUUUUGUUCUUUUCAUUUUUUGUUUAUGUCUUGUGUGAUUUUGUUGAACUGUAUUUUGUUUAGUCUCUUAUUUUUAUAUUGUUGUACAUAGUAUUACGUUCGAAUACUCAAAGACCUUAGAAUAAUGGGCAUGUGUGGUCUAUUGGUAACACAAGAAACCGCAAACCCCACUGAAUUGGCUAAUUGUGCAAUUAUCAAAAGAAAAAAAAAAACAACAAAAAUGAAAUCAUAAUGAAAAUUAUAACUAUGUGGAGUCUGGCCUGUCCAACCCAUGUAAAUGUAAACUUAAUUAACGACUACUUAAUUAUGCUCUAGCAGACUUUUUAGCUCCUAAGUGUAGUAUAUAUAUAUAUGUAGCAUAUUUUGUCUAGUUACUAUAUAGUGUAUGUAUGUAUAACUCGUUUCUAAGGCAUUCUCGAAAUGCGCAACGGACUUCCAGUGAAAAAUAACUGAUAUUCUUACUUAAGCUCAGCAAUGGAUACUAAAUCACCAACACGCUGUUACUCAGUUGAUUGCCUUAGUGUCUUACACUUCACACAAAUUGUACGCACAAAAAAGAAAAACAAAGUACUCAGCAUUUCAUAUUAUGUAUUUUUUCGAUAUAUGUAUAUACAUAUAUAUAAAUAUACAUUUACUUAAAGCAAUCAUUACGACUUAAACUGUCAGUGCGCUCAAUAAAUAGAUUUUAUACAAUUUAUAAA
Messenger RNA from Drosophila mojavensis, 5359 nucleotides. RefSeq names its product protein tramtrack, beta isoform (gene ttk). Gene Ontology annotation, biological process: regulation of transcription by RNA polymerase II. Bases 1079 to 3571 code for a protein of 830 amino acids. Gene Ontology annotation, molecular function: protein binding. NCBI's taxonomy places the organism in Eukaryota, Metazoa, Arthropoda, Insecta, Diptera, Drosophilidae. The record is from RefSeq and is a predicted model, not a curated record. The transcript is spliced from 6 exons. Gene Ontology annotation, cellular component: nucleus.